This is a messenger RNA of Pectinophora gossypiella (pink bollworm), 1038 nucleotides long. RefSeq lists its product as uncharacterized. NCBI's taxonomy places the organism in Eukaryota, Metazoa, Arthropoda, Insecta, Lepidoptera, Gelechiidae. Bases 1 to 1038 code for a protein of 345 amino acids. The transcript has 2 exons. The record is from RefSeq and is a predicted model, not a curated record.
AUGCAAUGUGGCAGAGUGCAGUUGCAAGAGAGAUCGAAGAUUACCAAUAGAUAUUACCGGCCAUUGACCCCUGAAAAGCCUCGGAGAUAUUGCCAAAAACGACUGGUCAACCCUGAGCAUGAGGAGGAUCCUCGGUGGAUUGAUGUUUUAGAUAGAUUCCAUUGUAAUGAUUCUGAAGGCAAUAGUGACGGGUCUCACAACAACAACCAUACGCCGGAUGAGGACUUGUUCCUUACAGUUCAAAAUUUAAAGUUCCAGGGCAAUGAACAGGAGAGAAAGAGACCCCGCACCGGGUUCAAGUACAAAACCUUGUCGGAUGGAAACAAACACAGAAUGUUUGUGAAGCAGCAGGUGAAGACCAUCGAGAUAGCCGACGACGACCGCUCGUCACAGCUGACCUGUUACUACGACGAGUACGCCAAAUACCUGACAAACGCAGACCGCUCUAGACCGUCAACAGGAAAAUCCAGCACUUUCCUCCAAGGAUUAAGUACAACGUUUAAAAAAAACAAAGCGGUGCAGGUGGACUUUGCAAAACCAUGCGACACAAGGAAACCACGCAAUGGCGAACGUAAAGCAGCACCACAAGAUGUAGAAACAAAGGAAGAGGUGUUGGAAAAUAAAACUAGUUCUGAUGAAGCUGGGAUGGAGGACACCAAGAUAUCGUUCCACAAGUCGGGGAAGCGGAAGAGUUUGACGAUAUCGAGGGCGCAGAGCCCGGAGACGGUGCAGGUGAUCCGAGUGGACGUGGUCUGCAACUACAGCACCAGCUCCACGCCCUCCGACGACGAGAAGAAACAGCCCACAACCGACGUCGUCGAGAAACUAGACAAAAAAGUCGAGACCGUCAACCUGAAGAAUUCCCAUUAUGCAAACAAGUACCUUCUAACCAAUACAAUAAAGACGCUCGAUGAGAACAUCGCGGGGAGUGCUAAGGUGACGCUGUUCUGUAAAACUUUUAGACUGUCUGACAGAUCCAGGGCCUCGGGGAAGAAACUUGGUGUUGCAAAAAGUAGUGUUCAACAUAAUAAAACGUAA